AUGGAAGCGGGUUUACUUAUAGGCGCACAGACACUUACAUUUCCUGACUACCCGGAUAUUGAGAAAGCUUAUGUAUCUCAUCUGUCGUCAUCUACUCAGUCGAAAGCUCCGGAAACACUGAAAACGGGGUCUUUGGCACAAGAAAUUCAAAAAGCUAGAGAGCAUAUCAAAACAUCCUUGGAUCGCGUUGCUGUAUCCCGACCUUUCGACGUUGGGCGUCUUGAUGAACUUGAAAAACUUGUUACCAGUCUUGUUAGUCGCAUAUCAGAUCUGGAGUCACGCAUAAGCACUAUGAAGUUGAGUAAUGAUCCUCAUGAUGUAGUUGGAGAAAAAUCAGAUUCAGAGCCUGAUCUUUUUGGUUCAGAUAGCGAGGAGGAUAAAGAAGCUGAGCGUAUCAGGAGUGAGAGAGAAGCCGAAUACCUUGCAAAAAAAGCUCUAAAGCCUGUUGUGGCGGCAAAGUCAAGUAUCACCCUUGAUGUGAAACCAUGGGAUGAUGAAGUAGAUAUGGAAGAACUUACCUCUUUGGUGAAAAGUAUUAAAGUAGAUGGCCUUUUAUGGGGUGCAUCCAAAUUAGUGCCCAUCGCUUUUGGCAUAAAGAAGCUCCAAAUCUGUUGUGUCGUUGAAGAUGACAAGGUUGGAACUGACUUCCUUGAAGAAUCUAUAAAGGAAUUUUCGAAACAUGUCCAAUCUGUAGAUAUUGUAUCAUUCAACAAGUUGUAA
Molecule: messenger RNA, 720 nt
Organism: Schistosoma guineensis
Lineage: Eukaryota; Metazoa; Platyhelminthes; Trematoda; Strigeidida; Schistosomatidae
Source: the annotation of a GenBank genome assembly